This is a messenger RNA of Cucurbitaria berberidis CBS 394.84, 348 nucleotides long. RefSeq lists its product as uncharacterized. The transcript has a single exon. NCBI's taxonomy places the organism in Eukaryota, Fungi, Ascomycota, Dothideomycetes, Pleosporales, Cucurbitariaceae. The record is from RefSeq and is a predicted model, not a curated record. The coding region runs from base 1 to 348 and encodes 115 amino acids.
AUGUUGUACUUAUCCUGGAUCGCAUGCGUUACCGCCAUCAUUCCCUUGGCUACUGCCGUGUGCUGCCAGGGACCGACGACUGGCUCGUGCGGCGAUGGCACGAAUGGUACACCAUGCUGCGCACACGGAAAAUGCAACAUAUUCUGCUGCAACUGUGAUGGCGGCUGUCGAGGCCGCUCGAUGAAGCGGGACCUUCCACUUGGACUGGCUGAACGUUCAGACUCCAUCAAGACAUCUUUCAUGGAAGCUGAUACGGAAGGUGCGGGCAGUAUCACUGUGGACCGCUACCUGGAGUAUAUGGGGGUAACUGGAGACAACGAGGUAUGGGUCAAGUGGUUUGAGAAGUAA